Messenger RNA from Wasmannia auropunctata (little fire ant), 1052 nucleotides. RefSeq names its product eukaryotic translation initiation factor 4E type 2 (gene eIF4EHP). NCBI's taxonomy places the organism in Eukaryota, Metazoa, Arthropoda, Insecta, Hymenoptera, Formicidae. Gene Ontology annotation, cellular component: cytoplasm; eukaryotic translation initiation factor 4F complex. Gene Ontology annotation, biological process: translational initiation. The record is from RefSeq and is a predicted model, not a curated record. The transcript has 6 exons. Gene Ontology annotation, molecular function: RNA 7-methylguanosine cap binding; translation initiation factor activity. The coding region runs from base 163 to 816 and encodes 217 amino acids.
CAACAGUUUACCGAAAACACCGCAGACGUGAAAGCUCAACGUGCGAGCGUGGAAGGGGCGAGCGUUUUACGAAACUUUUGUUACAUUCGUACGUGCGUUUGAGCGCAAAAUAAUAUAUAUCCUUGUAGUGCAUACGUAUUUUUGUCCCGACCAGCUGCAAGCAUGUCCGCUAAAUUUGAGACCCCUUAUAGAUUGAAACCCACAGAGGACAGCGGAGACGAGGAGUCUCAAUCAAAGGAUAAUCAAAAGGCAGAAAAGGGUCCAUUACCUCCAAUAGAGAUAAGUCCAAACGAGCAUAAAUUACAGUAUGCUUAUGCACUGUGGUACAGUCGACGUAGUCCUGGCAAGACUAGCAUACAGAGUUACGACCAAAAUUUAAAGCUGGUCGGCAGGUUCGCGAGCGUGGAACAGUUUUGGGGUCUCUACAGUCAUUUAGUACGACCGUCAGAUCUUACGACGCACACAGACUUCCAUCUCUUCAAAGUCGGUAUAAAACCUAUGUGGGAGGAUGAAGCGAAUCAAAAAGGUGGCAAGUGGAUAGUGAGAUUACGAAAGGGUUUAGUUUCCAGAUGUUGGGAGAAUCUUAUAUUGGCAAUUUUAGGAGAGCAAUUUAUGGUAGGGGAAGAAAUAUGCGGCGCUGUUGUAUCCAUAAGAUUUCAAGAGGAUAUAAUAUGUGUGUGGAAUAAGACAGCGUCCGAUGUGACGAUAACAGCGCGGAUUAGGGAUACCUUAAGAAGAGUAUUACACCUUCCCCCUACUGCCACUAUGGAGUAUAAGACCCAUAAUGACAGUUUGAAGAAUGUACAUCGAAUGUGAAGUUGUACCAUUUCGUGGACGGGACAUAUAUUACAACUUUCCUGACAGACUUACGGCCGAUUCUUACUUCUCAGGAGAUCACAUGCAUCUGACAAGAAAGUAAAUAAGACGUGAAACGUUUGGAUAAUAUCCAUUUGACGAUACACUCAAUCACAAGUGUCUGUUAUAACUUAUGUAAAUAAUAUAUGAAUAUACAUUGGUCAUAAAUAAAUGAAUGUCCUUAUUGCUAACAUUUA